Messenger RNA from Fusarium keratoplasticum, 2385 nucleotides. Its product is annotated as FHA domain-containing protein. The record is from RefSeq and is a predicted model, not a curated record. Gene Ontology annotation, cellular component: Mre11 complex. The transcript has 4 exons. Gene Ontology annotation, biological process: double-strand break repair via homologous recombination; mitotic G2 DNA damage checkpoint signaling. Bases 1 to 2385 code for a protein of 794 amino acids. Gene Ontology annotation, molecular function: damaged DNA binding; protein binding. NCBI's taxonomy places the organism in Eukaryota, Fungi, Ascomycota, Sordariomycetes, Hypocreales, Nectriaceae.
AUGUGGAUUCUGGAGAAUCCCGAGGCCUUUAAAGGCCGAAGGCUGUGGUUGAGACCGGGAAAGACCUACUUGUUUGGCCGAACGGCGGCAGAGCCUGGCCAAUUAGCCAUAUCCCACAACACCAUCUCGCGAAAGCAUUUGACCCUCACCGUCAGCCCAGUCGAAGAUGGCCAAGCCCACAAUCCCACCAGCCGAUCGACGCUCACCAUCGAGGACCUGGCGACCAAGAUAGGAACAGUCGUCGAUGGAGAAAAGAUCAAGGGCAAGAAAAAGGUGGUGCAGGGGGCGACGGCCGAGUUCACCAUGGGCAAAUGUCCUCACAAGUUUCGCCUCUUGUGGGAGCCAGUUGUUUUCGCCUUUUCUUUUACUAGCAAAGAACUGCAGACGGAUCCUUUGACGACACUUCGCGACAGGUUCGAGCAGCUUGAUAUCAAGCUCGUGACGGAAUACGCCCAAUCCACUACACAUGUCGUUUCGAAAAAGCGGAAUACUGCCAAAGGACUUCAGGCACUAAUCAAUGGCAAAUACAUCGUGACUGAGUCAUUCCUGGAUGCUGUUUCCGAGGCUGGGAGUCCGGCAGAGGGCGCAGAGAUUACCGAUCUCAGCCCUCUGGAACAGGACUUCAACCAGAAUUGGCCUGAUGCACUACAACACCUGCCCCCAAGAGGUGGAGAGCCUGUGCAGCACCCGGACUCGACCUAUGCUCCUGAUCCCGAGAGAAAGGACAUUUUUGAAGGAUACACUUUCAUCUUCUAUGACAAGUCACAAUACAACAACCUACUUGCGCCAAUCACAAACGGAGGCGGUAAGGCAUUGCUGGGCAAUGUCGUACCAGAGGAGACUGAAGUGGACGAAUUCGUUCGAUAUGUCAAGAGUGUCGCUGGAGAGAAAGGCCUCGGUGCUUUUAAUGACGGCAGCGAGGGCAAAGGAGUAGUAGUUGUCCGAUUUGUGCCUUCAAAGGGGUCUUUGGUCAACUGGUACGCCGAUUUCUUCACGUCUGUAUCCCUGAGACUGGAUCAUCGUCCUAUUGAGCAAAGCGAAUUCUUGGAAGCCAUUCUCAUCAAGGACGCGAGUAUCCUCCGUCGGCCACUCGAAGUUGAGUCUGCGCAAAAUACCCAGGAGCCUCAGCACGCUCAUAAUGCGCCCCAACCCGAGCCGUCAGGGAGCUCACAGCCUGCAAAUACACAGGCUCCAACGUCACAAUCAGCCGAGGAGUCACAACCCGCCCCCAGAAGAGGAAGGACUAGAAGGACCGUCAAGAGGCGCUUCGCAGGCUUUGACGAUGACGCGGAUAUUGACAUGGAUGACACCCCUUCGACGACUUCGGCGCCGACAACAAAUCAACCUUCGGUGCAACAACCGGUGCAGCCAUCGACGGAAGAGGAGGGUGGAUUGUUUGUCUCUCAAGAGCCGGAUGACCUUCCUCCUCCUCCAGCAGAGGUGCCAAGCAAUACCCGAAGGUCACAGAGGAAGAGACGCGGUUCUCCUCUGCCAGAAGACCAUCUCAUGGACGGCAUGACUACCGCGGCAGAGAAGUUCAAGCGCCAGCGAAUAGAGCGAGGCGAAGACUUGAGUGUUCGGGCGAAAGAGGCGGAGCCUGAACCCGAACAUCCUGCCCCGACGCCCAAGAAGAAGAUCAAGAAGGAGUUUGAUAUUCUGGCAAUGGCAGCGCAGAACAAAGAAAAGGAGGAGGCUCGUGCUCGAGCUGAGAAGGAAGACCUGGCUAAUCUUCCUGAUGAUGUUGACCUUGCGGAGAUCCGUCGACUCAACAUCGUGGAAGAAAUCGAGGUGCGCAAGCCCAGUCAGGCUAGAACUCGGGAGCAAGACAUCCGCGAUGGCCGAUGGGAUCCGAAAUGGAACGGCAUGAAGAACUUUAAAAAGUUCAGACAACGCGGAGAAGCGACGGGUCGUCAAGCAGCGAGGGUCAUUGUGCCUCUUGUGGAGGUCAAGACCAAGGAGUUUGGCGUAGGCGACGAUUACUGGUUGGAGGACGAGGAGAAUGAUAGGAGGAAGCGGCAUGUCAGCCAGCCUUCAGGGGCAGAGUCCCAACCUUCAGAACCAGCACCGGCGCGGUCUGUGCAGAGACGACAUGUCGGUGUCGUUUCGGACAGCAGCGAUGAGGAGGACCAGGUCUCUCAGAAAUCAUCGAUACCCGCUACACGAACUCGCGGCACCCGAGGUACGGCGUCGCAGUCCCAGAGCAACACGAGGAGCCAGUCGUCCCGAGUCACAAGCCAGGGGAGCAAACGGGCCGCGGCAGAGCCGCCAGCAGGGGGACAGCAGCCUCCCAAGCGAGCGCGGCCAACUCGCAGUAGGGUUGUCGAGAUUGCCGAUAGUGACGACAGCGACGAUGAGCUCAAGUUCAGGUUCGGAAAGAGGCGGUAA